AUGUAUCCAAUGACAGCUCAGAUUGAACUCCUGACUACCUGGAAAGGGCAGUGGCCCAAUGUGCAGAUUUUUGAGCUUGAGGAGUGUCAAACAGUGAUAAGUGAACUUCAACGAUGCGGAUGUUGUGACCGAUGUAUUCUGAGACUCAUCGGAGCCAAAAGACAGUCUUCGUACAACAACCCACAGGAGGUUUUGACCCAGCUGCAAGCGACUAAAGAGAAUGGCUCUACCCCAUGCCAGGAGACCAAAGAUGAACCCCCAAAGUCUGAUGGGAAGGCACAGGUUUCAACCAAUCAGACGACAGGAGUUUGCAGUGUGUGCCUUGGCAUUCUACAGGGUCUGUGUGAAAAGAGCCAUGUGCUUGAUAUGGCACGACAGGUGCAGGAAGCUGACUUUGGCUUUGAAAACUUCACCAUGUCCAUGACGUUACCCUUGCAGCUGCUUAUCAGAGAACAAUGUAUCUUUCUUCAUUUAAAGUCAGUGUUCAGUAAACUGUACCAGAAAUCGGCUCAUCGCAUCAUUGCCACCAUCAAGGAGGUGUACAAGUGGGUCUGUGGGCCGGUCAUGGGAGACGCACUGGAUGUCAGUUUCUACUAUAAGAGUCCAAUGGAAGUUAUGGUAACGUUCACGCAUCAGGAAACAGAAGAGGAACUUGACAAACUAUUACAGCAGACUCAAGACAGUGAGCCGCCGAACAAACGAAAAAGGUUUUAUGCCAGUGCUGCCAAUGCACCGGGGAAACCAGUUGUGCUUGCCACCAUCAAAAAAUUGCCAAACAACCGUUUCAAAGAAUUGUUUCCGUGCCCACCGUCAGUUCCCCGGUCCCCGUGCGCAACUGAGGUGGCUUGCUGGUACUCCGCAGUCUUUGUUGCAGGACGAUACAACAAGUAUUCACGCCAGCUCAGCCAGACUCCCUGGCUGAUAGACGGGGAGCGUAAGACUGAGUCAUCCAUGCAGGAGAUACUGUGUGAUCCCAUCAAGGAACUCUUCAAGGCAUCAGAUUUCAAGUUCUCAGCCUCUGGUAGGGAAGAUGUCGAUGUCAGAACACUUGGAAAUGGAAGGCCGUUUAUUGUGGAAAUACUGAACUCAAGACGGCCGAUACCACCCCAAGAGGAACUCACUGCAUUGCAGAAGAGUAUCAACAGGAGUACACAAGACGCUCGUGUAAGGGAUCUCCAGUGUAUUGACAGGGAGGACACCAAUAAAUUAAAAGAUGGCGAGGAAAUCAAAACCAAAUCGUAUAGCGCCCUCAUAUGGUCAUCAGAUGAACAGACAGAAGAAAGUUUAGCAUUUCUUGCUGACAUCAAGGAACUAGUCCUUCAUCAGAAGACUCCAGUACGUGUGCUGCACAGGCGCCCUCUAGCGACACGAGAUCGAAUUGUACACAACAUGUCUGCCACAGUCAUUGACGCUCAUCAUUUCAGAUUGUUUCUCAAAACGCAAGCUGGCACCUACAUCAAGGAGUUUGUUCACAGUGACUUUGGUCGGACUAAACCCUCCCUCGGCACUCUCUUGAAAUGUGAUGUGGACAUCCUAGAAUUGGACGUUGAGUCAGUUGACUUGGACUGGCCUCCAUCCCUUCCUGAUGAUGAUGUCAGUGAUGACAACAAUAAGAAGCAACCAGCAGGAGACAGCAACACAUGAAGAUAGGUCUCACAGAUAAGUGAGUUGGGGGGGGGGGUUGAAAUUUAGAGGUCAGGCUUUUAAGGAACCUGUCUUGUGCCUUACAUGCCAUUCUGCAACCCGAGUUCCAAUCCUGCUGGAGUUGACAUAUGGGGUGAAUCAGCAUUCAUGUUGCCAUGCGCAUGCAUCUCCAACUUUACUAAGAUGGUCGGCGCGGCGGAGGUUUUGGCACACUUUCUUGAUAACAGCGAAAUGGGUUUGAAUCCUACUUGUGUCGUAGACAAAAAUGUCACAUGAAAUUCAGAGUUUUAAUGACUCGAGUCAAUGACUCGACUCGAGUCCGACUCGAGUCACAUUUUUGGCGACUCGACUCGACUCGAGUCGAGUCCCGACGGGUAAAUGACUCGACUCGACUCGAGUCA
Molecule: messenger RNA, 2045 nt
Organism: Patiria miniata (bat star)
Lineage: Eukaryota; Metazoa; Echinodermata; Asteroidea; Valvatida; Asterinidae
Gene: pus10
Product: tRNA pseudouridine synthase Pus10-like
Biological process (GO): tRNA pseudouridine synthesis
Molecular function (GO): pseudouridine synthase activity; RNA binding
Source: RefSeq, a predicted model, not a curated record